Drosophila santomea is the source of this 1356-nucleotide messenger RNA. RefSeq names its product basic salivary proline-rich protein 3. The record is from RefSeq and is a predicted model, not a curated record. Lineage: Eukaryota; Metazoa; Arthropoda; Insecta; Diptera; Drosophilidae. Bases 48 to 1196 code for a protein of 382 amino acids. The transcript has a single exon.
CAGUUAGAGUCCGCCUUUCGCGGUGAUCACUGCGCGGUUACUCGAUCAUGACGCGAUCUUCGCCAGCUUGGUGUGCUGGCCUGGCUUGGCUCCUCUGGAUCUUUGCAUCCAUGUGGAUGCGCACGUGUCUCGCGCAGUUUGCCAUCUCCUCGUCCUCCCCCAGAGAAGCUGUCGCCUCCGCCGGUGGCGUCACCGUGGUGGCCCAGCUGCCCGGUUUCGGAGUAAUCAAUGGACUGAUCAAUGCCAUGCACAAUAAUCGCUUUAAUCAGAAUCAGCAGCAGCAGCAGCAGCAGUUUGAAAGACUGCAGCAGGAAAGGCCGGGAUGGGGUUCGCAUCGGAGAGGAAUGCCCAGGCCAGGAUUUGCACCGCCCAACCGUCAGCAACCGACGCCACCUGGAUGGCCACCAGGCUGGCAGUGGGGCGCAGGUGGUAACCAGAAUCAACCCGGAUUUGGCUGGGAUCAAACGGGAUUCGGACCAGGCUGGAAUGGAGGAGGCGGGCAAAGACCCGAGUGGAACGGUGGGGGUGGAACAGGUCCAGGCUGGAAUGGAGGAGGUGGAAGGGGACCACCAGGUUGGAAUGGAGACGGUGGAAGAGGAGCACCACCAAGUCCAGGCUUUAACGGAGGCGGACCGCCACCACCAAGACCCGGAUGGAAUGGAGGAGGACCACCGCCACCAAGACCGGGAUGGAAUGGAGGAGGACCACCACCACCAAGGCCAGGAUGGAACGGAGAUGGACCACCGCCACCAAGACCAGAAUGGAAUGGAGGGAUGGAGCAGGAAUGGGAAAACUAUCCACGCUUCCCCGAUCAGCCGGAUCCCAAUGAUACCAACCCGAAUGUGGAUCCAAAUAAUGAGUCUAGCACCACUCCCCAAACUCCAGUACCAGAACCCUCCUUUCCAGCAACCACACCUAAACCAGCGGCAACGUUUCCCACGAUCCAGCCACGUCCACCCGCUCAGCCAACGAAGGACACCCUAAUUAUAGGCAACAAUCGGCCGCCGCUGGUGCCGCCCCAGAAUCCGGAUCCACCCGCGACCACCUUUCCCACUUGGAUCGUGCCUGAGCCAUUGCCAAAGCCCCGAGACGAGUCCUCCGAAAAUAAUGCCAUAAUAUUCCCCAGCUCCAGCAAAUAUAUCCAUGUGCCCAACCAGGAAGUUCCCUCGGUACCCAUUGAUGUGAGACGAAGAUGAAUCUUCCAAGAGGGAGUUCCCCGAUCCACACUUGUAUAUAUCGCAGUUGUAUAUUCAAUUGCUUCACUCGAGAUCUUCUUUAUCGAAAGUUCAAAACAGGUUUUAAAAGCUUCUGGAUGGAAAUUAAAACAAUUUUAAUAAAUUACACAUAAACAAAUGA